This is a messenger RNA of Olea europaea var. sylvestris, 401 nucleotides long. RefSeq names its product protein YABBY 4-like. Gene Ontology annotation, cellular component: nucleus. Lineage: Eukaryota; Viridiplantae; Streptophyta; Magnoliopsida; Lamiales; Oleaceae. The transcript has 2 exons. Gene Ontology annotation, biological process: regulation of leaf development; cell fate commitment; polarity specification of adaxial/abaxial axis. The record is from RefSeq and is a predicted model, not a curated record. The annotation marks the transcript as partial.
AAAAGAAGAAACAUUGAGAAAUCAGAUCCAGAGGUAGUUAAUCUGUCAAUCAUUCCAUAUAUAGACAUAACUGGAUCAGUCAAUCUAUCAAUCAAUCAAAUCGAAUUCAGGGAAUCAUCAAAGAGAAAAUUAAAAGAAAAAAAAGAAUGUCCUCUUCAUCAUCUGCUUUUGCACCGGACCACCACCAUGUUUCUCCUUCCGAGCAGCUCUGUUACGUCCAUUGCAACUUUUGUGAUACUGUCCUCGCGGUGAGUGUUCCUUGUACAAGCUUGUUCAAAACUGUGACAGUUCGAUGUGGCUACUGCACCAAUCUUCUGUCAGUGAACAUGCGCAGCCUGCUCGUUCCUACAGCUAAUCAGCUUCAUCUUGGACAGUCAUUCUUCUCACCUCAGAAUUUUAUG